GCUUUGCGGGCAAGGGAGUCUAUCUCGGAUAUGCCGGGGUAUGUACAAGAGCGAUAUUAGCUGCCAACUGCGGAGCAGCGGUAUCACGAUAGUUCGAUGCAGACAACCCCUGCUCGUCUUAUGUAGAUAGCCACGGCCGCGAGCUUUCUAUGAGCUCAAGUACAUUCAGGAUCCGCGCUGUCUGUCGAUUCUGACGCGAUUACUUGAUUAUUGACCAAUGCUUUCAGAUGACGCGUCAGUUAGACUCUCUGCUAACUGUCGUGCCGCUCGUCUUCAGCUACCCAAGAGUUUGGGCUUCUACUGAUCCGAAAGCUGCUCAACAAAGAUGCAAAACCGAUCAGGUUCGAGUACAGCUUUAGACGUUGGAAACAAAGAGCGUCAUUCGUCGCCAUGGGCACGAUUCAAGAGUCAUUUUCGAAUGAGGCCACCCGACGAUGAUGAGCCACAGGACUGGUGGAUUGCAUCAACGGCAAUCCCUCUUGUAGCUGCAGCUGCUGGGCCUCUAGCCAACGUUAUGUCUAUCAAUGCGCUGGUGAACCCGCUACGAAAUCACAUAUUACCAAACGCCAGCGGCCCGGACGAUCCGUUAGAGCAAGUAGGCAUUCACGAUCCGCACUGGUGCAUUGCACUCAAUGCCACUUCGUUGGCCUGUGGAGCCGCUGGCAACAUAUUUCUCUUGUUUACAUUCACUCGAACUGUCCGAUACAUAGUGGGCGUGCCUCUUUCGAUCAUUUUAUGGCUCGUAGCAACAGGACUACUGGUCGGAAUCACCGCUGCAGUUGACCUAUACAUACCUCCCAUUCCACCACAUCAAAUCUACUCCCAGGGUUACUGGAGUGCUGUGAUCGCAGCAAUACUCUACUUCAUUCUAUGUCUUAUCUUGAUGAUUAACAUGCUGGGGUACUUCCUUGGCCAUUACCCGCAGCGCUUUGCAUUGACAGAUGAACAACGAACCUUGAUCCUGCAGACUAUGGCAUUUUUGAUUUGGUUGCUUAUUGGUGCCGCUGUAUUCCAGAGGGUAAUGGGCAUAUCUUUUGCAAAUGCUUUGUAUUUUUCGGAUGUCACGGUUCUCACGUUAGGCUUUGGUGAUAUAAUCCCACCGAAUGUUGUGAGCAGAGGUCUAAUAUUCCCCUAUGCCGUGUUAGGAAUAAUCAUCCUGGGUCUAGUGGUGGGAAGUAUACGUGAAUUUGCGGGGGAAAUGAGUUACAAUAAUGUGGUGAAAGCUCAUUUGCAACGACGGCGGGAAGCAGCUGUCGCGCGAUCCGUGACAAUCGAACGGGGAGACAGUGACGGAGAUGUCGAGGACGGAGUUCCUCGGUCAGCCAUAUCGCGCAGGGAGAGCAUCAGAUCUGGCCGCGCGAAAUCAGGCAGGAGCUACAGGAAGAGGCUCAAGAGGAAACCUAUACGCAGCGCUAUCAGUGCCCUCGGCCGUGCUGCGGUAAACCGUCCGAAAGUACUUAUCAUGAGGGAAGAGAAAGACCGGUUUGAUGCAAUGCGUGCCAUCCAAUCCGAGACCAUACGAUUCCACCGCUGGUUCACUCUGUCUAUGAGUAUACUCGCCUUCGCAAUUGUCUGGACCGGCGGAGCAGCCGUAUUCUGGGCUCUGGAAUCACUCGACUAUUUCAGUGCGCUAUACUUCGGAUUCUGUUCUCUCCUGACUAUCGGUUAUGGAGACAUCACGCCGAAAUCCAACCCCGGAAGACCCUUUUUUAUCGUGUGGUCCUUGAUCGCCGUUCCAACCAUGACAAUUCUCAUCUCAGAAAUGAGUGACACUAUAGUUGCCGGUUUCAAACAAGCAACCAAUGAUUUCGGAGAAUGGACAAUCCUACCACAGGUAGACAGAUACAGAAAAUUCUUCGGUAAAUUCCCCGGUCUCCGAAAGAUCCUGCGCAGCAGUGAAGAGAAAAGACGUGUAUCGCGCGGAUUCCAGGUUGGUCUCGACGUCGAGCUUGACUCGGACGGCAACCCCGUCGCGGACCGUCCAACACCCACGAUCGAAGAGCUGGCUCGAUCUCCAGGGAAUUCUAAUCGAGCACUUGCGCGAGACCUCGCCUUCGCUAUCCGUAGGGUUGCCGACGAUUUCGGCUCCGGAGGAACAAAGCAGUACAGCUACGAAGAAUGGGUUGAGUUUACGCGACUCAUCCGCUUUACGGAAAUUGUUCCUCCCGGAGUGGAGGGCCUUGAGAAGAAUGAAUACCUCUACGGCAUCGUGGACUGGGAUUGGAUUGGAGAGACCAGCCCGAUGUUGGCGGAACAGACAGAACCGGAGUGGGUUCUCGACCGGCUCUGCGAGAGCCUGAUACGCUAUCUAGAUAUGGAUAAUACAGCAGAAGAAGAAGAGAAAGAAGAAGCACCAGUGUUGAAGAAAGAGAGAGAUCUUGGCUCCCAAGACGGUUCAGACCAGGAUCGGCACGCCGACGAGCCCCAGCCAUGGUCGGAUUCCACCGCUCGUGGACCUGGAAACGACGGCUUCUCACAUCCUCCUGUUGGUAGGGACUGGACUUCGAGUGGCCAGUCUGGACGAGGGCGCUCUGGUGAUGGUGGAAGAACGUCUUCUGAAAACCGAAGGGAUAGCGCAUGAAAUAGUUUAUCUGUUUCUUGCUGUAUAUUACCAAUGACCAUCAAUCACUAUCAGUGACUGCUCAGCAUGUCCUGGAACUGGUCUUCGUUGUAUAUAUGUAUAU
Molecule: messenger RNA, 2684 nt
Organism: Paecilomyces variotii
Lineage: Eukaryota; Fungi; Ascomycota; Eurotiomycetes; Eurotiales; Thermoascaceae
Product: putative ion channel
Exons: 4
Coding region: 326-2581 (751 amino acids)
Biological process (GO): potassium ion transmembrane transport; stabilization of membrane potential
Cellular component (GO): membrane
Molecular function (GO): potassium ion leak channel activity
Source: RefSeq, a predicted model, not a curated record